AUGCAUAAUAGAACACUAACUUUGAUAUCCUUCAAUUGUAAAUCAAUGAAAAGAUCGGUAGAAUGCAUAAAAUCUUUAUGUGAACGGGCGGAUAUAGUCGCAUUGCAGGAAACUUGGCUUCUACCUCAUGAUAUACAUAUUUUAGGUAGCAUUCAUGAUGAUUUUGGAUAUUCUGGAAAGUCUGCUGUGGACACAUCAGUAGGCAUUCUUCACGGUAGACCGUUUGGUGGUGUCGCAAUAUUGUGGCGGAAAAGUGUUUUCAGGUCAGUGUCGGUGAUUAAAUGUGAAAGUUCGCGAAUAAUUGCAAUUAAUGCAGAGACUAGUGAUAAACAAAUGGUUAUUAUGAGUGUUUACAUGCCCACAGACGAUAGUGAAAAUUUAACAGAAUUCACUCACUGCUUAGGCGAGAUCUGUGCAAUUGUUGAGAAUAAUGACUCGCAGACUGUAUUUAUUCUUGGUGAUUACAAUGCGCACCCAGAUGGACAAUUCGGUAAGGAGCUUUUACAUUUCUGUACAGAACAACAGCUGAUUUGUGCGGAUAUAGAGAAAUUAGGUUUGAAUUCGGAUAGUUAUACUUUUAUUAGCGAUGCACAUGGGACAAAAAGUUGGUUAGAUCAUAUUUUAGUAACACAAGCUUCUUGGAAGUCUAUUACAGAGAUAAAUAUACUUUAUGAUAUAUAUUGGUCUGAUCAUUUCCCUAUUCAAAUAAAAUGUAACAUAAAUAUAUUGCAAUCAAAAAUAGCAAUAAAUGGAAGACAUUGUAAUAAAAUAUUGUGGGGAAUUAGAGACUAUGAACAGAUACAAUUAUAUAAUAUAUAA
Molecule: messenger RNA, 819 nt
Organism: Galleria mellonella (greater wax moth)
Lineage: Eukaryota; Metazoa; Arthropoda; Insecta; Lepidoptera; Pyralidae
Exons: 1
Coding region: 1-819 (272 amino acids)
Biological process (GO): base-excision repair
Cellular component (GO): nucleus
Molecular function (GO): phosphoric diester hydrolase activity; DNA-(apurinic or apyrimidinic site) endonuclease activity; double-stranded DNA 3'-5' DNA exonuclease activity
Source: RefSeq, a predicted model, not a curated record